Molecule: messenger RNA, 722 nt
Organism: Melitaea cinxia (Glanville fritillary)
Lineage: Eukaryota; Metazoa; Arthropoda; Insecta; Lepidoptera; Nymphalidae
Product: androgen-dependent TFPI-regulating protein-like
Exons: 5
Coding region: 1-720 (239 amino acids)
Cellular component (GO): endomembrane system; membrane
Source: RefSeq, a predicted model, not a curated record
AUGAGUGCUAACAGCAACGUGUAUUUCCGAGUGAUUGGCAAUUCAAUAGGUCUAGCGCUUCACACGGGUAAUGCGGUAGUUCUGCACUUUACUAUGCAGGGAGACAUAUUGAAAGACCCAGACAUCAGAACACUCAAAGCUACGCAACUGAAAUUCGUUACAAUAUGGAAUAUGGGCUUUCAAAUGAUCUUCCUAUUCCUGAGUCUUCUCUGUGACGUGCAAUUGAUUCUCAAAAAGAAAAAUGUGCCAAAAUACGUAAAGCACAUCAGAGCGUAUAAUGAUAUUAUAUUUUCGGCAAUCGUAUGGCCUCUUACUGUGAUCGUUUUCACCGUAUUCUGGCCGUUCUUCAUUAUAAACAGAGAAUUAAUAUUCCCCGCAUUUAUUGACAAAGCUAUAAGUUUGACGUCCAAUCACAUCAUGCAUACUUCUAUAUUACCUAUAGUCCUUAUAGAAAUGUUCUGCCAUCCUAGAAGUAGGCCAAAAUCGCAUAAAUGGUACUUGGCUCAUGCUGUCUUCAUCUUCGUGUCAUAUUUUGCCGUAAUUCUAUACAAUUAUAGCAACACUGGAACGUUUCCAUAUCCCUUCGUGCUGAUGCUGUAUGGAACAGUAUAUUUCCCAUUAUUUGUCCUCGCAACGUCUAUAAUCUACCUAAUAUUGUAUUUUACUCAGUGGACAAUAAAUGAUUUAGUACAUAAGCGUAAUAAAUCUAAAAUUCGGUGAAA